UUGUAGUGUUGGAGGGGGUUCCCUAUGACAAACACCAAUUUUUUUCUGAAGCAGAAGCACCAGGCUACGAAGCUCCAGACUCCACAACCCGAGCGAAGCGAAGGACACAAACACACAAGGUGAAGAAGAGGACGCACCGCACACAGACACAGAGAUGGAAGACCCAAUCCAGUUGAAAGAUGAUGGUAACAAGCACUUCCUAGCGGGAGAGUUUGACCAGGCCAUUGACUGCUACACUAAAGCCGUCAAGUCUUGCAAGGAUGAGAAGGUGUUGGCUGUCAUCUACAGAAACCGAUCAGCCUGCUACCUGAAAAAGGAAAACUACACAAAUGCGGCCACUGAUGCAUCCAAAGCCAUUGACGUUGAUGCAGCCGACAUCAAGGCCCUGUACCGGCGCUGUCAGGCACUGGAGAAGCUGGGGAAGCUGGACAUGGCCUUCAAGGACGUACAGAGGUGUGCCACCAUCGAGCCCAAGAACAAGACCUUCCUGGAGACCCUGCGUAGGCUGGGAGCUGAGAUCCAAGCAAAGCUCAAGACAAGCUUCUCCACAGACUCACGAGUACAGAACAUGUUUGACAUUCUCCUUGAUGAGGAAAUGGAGAAGGAUAAAUUGGAAAAGGCUGCCAACAACUUGAUAGUUCUGGCCAGGGAGGAUGCAGGCGCUGAGAGAAUCUUCCAGAACAACGGAGUGCCGUUGCUAAUGAAUAUGAUGGAGACAGGCAAGCCAGAGAUGGUCCUGGCUUCCAUACGUACCCUGGCUGGGAUGUGUACGGGGCACAAAGCACGGGCCAUGGCCAUCAUUCACAUGGUGGGAAUUGACAAAAUGUGCAGCGUUAUGGCUGUUGACAAUGAAGACCUUGCAUUGGCAACGUGUGACUUGUUCCAGUGUAUCAAUGACUCCCUCACUGGUGGAGAUAAAAGGAUUUAUGGAAAAGAGGAGGCACUGGUGCUUGAUGCUAGUAAGGACCUGAAGACCAUCUUGCUGGCCUUGCUGGAAAUGGUGGCUGGUAGGAAGGUGUCUGGACAUGGCAGAGACCAAGCCCUAAACCUCCUCUGCAAGAAUGUUCCUCGCAAGGACAAGAAAGAUACCGACCACUCUAAAACCCUUUUCACUAUUGACCAUGGUCUGAAGAAGAUCCUAAAGGUGUGUGGCCAGAUCCCGGACCUUCCAGACCAGCUGCCGAUGACAGACAACACCCAGCUGAUAGCCAGCGUGCUCCUCAACAAGCUGUACGACGACCUGCGCUGUGACCCCGAGAGAGACAACUACAGGGACAUCUGUGACGAGUACAUCAAGAGCAAGUUUGACCCCAAGGACAUGGACAAGAACAUCCAUGCCAUCAACGCCCUCUCCGGCCUGCUGCAGGGCCCCUUCGAGGUGGGCAACAUCCUGGUGGGCCGGCAGGGCAUCAUGGAGAUGAUGGUGGCUCUCUGCGGCUCCGAGCGCGAGGUGGACCAGAUGGUGGCUGUGGAGGCCCUCAUCCACUCCUCCACCAAAAUGAGCAAAGCCUCCUUCAUCAUUACCAACGGGGUGACGCUGCUCAAAGACAUCUACAAGAAGACCAAGAAUGAAAAGAUCAAGAUCCGUGCCCUGGUUGGCUUGUGUAAACUGGGAUCCGCCGGAGGAGAUGAUUACAGCAUGCGGCAGUUUGCAGAGGGAUCCACAGAAAAACUUGCUAAGCAAUGCAGGAAGUGGCUGUGUAACCCCCUCAUAGAUGUGAGGACCAGGAAGUGGGCUAUAGAAGGCCUGGCCUAUCUGACCAGCGACGCUGACGUGAAAGACGACUUUGUUGACGAUGAGGCUGCCAUGAAAGCUAUGUUUGAACUAGCCAAGUCUAAAGAUAAGACCAUCCUGUAUUCUGUAGCUUGCACGCUAGUGAACUGUACCAACAGCUAUGACAAGAAGGACAUCCUUCCAGAGCUGGUUCAGCUGGCCCAGUUCUCCAAGCAGCAUGUGCCUGAGCAGCACCCCAAGGACAAGAAGGACUUCAUCGAGAAGAGAGUGAAGAGGAUGCUGAAGGCCGGAGUCACCUCCGCUCUCACCGUCAUGGUCAAAGCAGAUAACUGUAUCCUGACGGACCAGACCAAGGAAAUGCUGGCCCGGGUGUUCCUGUCUUUAGCAGCAGACCCUAGGGAUCGUGGGACCAUUGUGGCUCAAGGAGGUGGCAAGGCCCUGAUCCCAUUGGCUCUGGAGGGUACAGAAUUAGGAAAGGUGAGGGCCAGCCACGCGCUGGCCAAGAUUGCAGCUGUUACCAACCCAGAGAUGGCAUUCCCUGGAGAGAGGGUCUAUGAAGUCAUCCGUCCUCUUAUAAACCUUUUAGGAACCGACAAAGAUGGGCUGGAAAACUAUGAGGCUCUGAGGAGUCUAACCAACCUGGCUGGUUACAGUGACAAGCUGAGAGUGAAGAUUCUAAAGGAGAAGGCUCUGCCUGAGAUUGAGAACUACAUGUUUGAAGAUCAUUAUCAGAUCAGAGUGGCUGCCACGGAGUGCAUGUGUAACCUGGUGACAUGCAAAGAGGUUCAGGAGCGGUACCUGCAGGAUGGAAACGAUAAGCUGAAGCUCCUGGUGCUGCUGUGCAGUGAGGAGGAUGACAAGCUGCAGAGAGCGGCUGCAGGGGCUCUGGCCAUGCUCACUGCCUCCCAGAAGAAGCUGUGCACUAAGAUGACCCUGGUGACCACUCAGUGGCUAGAGGUCCUACAAAGGUUGUGUCUCCACGACAACCCAGAGAUCCAGCACAGGGGCCUGGUGACCGUGUUCAACAUGCUCAACUCGGACGACAACGAGCUGGCCAAGAAGCUGAUCGAGUGUGAGAUGCUGGAGAUCCUCACAGUGAUUGGCAAGCAGGAGGACAACCCCAAGAGGCAGCCUGUGAUCGAUAUAGCACGCACCUGCCUGGUCAAGGCCAUGGAGCUGGGUCUCAUCAAGCCCUUCUCCAGCCCCUCUUAG
Osmerus eperlanus (European smelt) is the source of this 2947-nucleotide messenger RNA. RefSeq names its product unc-45 myosin chaperone B (gene unc45b). The record is from RefSeq and is a predicted model, not a curated record. Bases 155 to 2947 code for a protein of 930 amino acids. NCBI's taxonomy places the organism in Eukaryota, Metazoa, Chordata, Actinopteri, Osmeriformes, Osmeridae. Gene Ontology annotation, molecular function: Hsp90 protein binding. Gene Ontology annotation, cellular component: cytoplasm. The transcript has 20 exons.